This is a messenger RNA of Thalassophryne amazonica, 3147 nucleotides long. RefSeq lists its product as uncharacterized. Gene Ontology annotation, biological process: mitochondrial ATP transmembrane transport; mitochondrial ADP transmembrane transport. The coding region runs from base 99 to 995 and encodes 298 amino acids. The transcript is spliced from 4 exons. Gene Ontology annotation, molecular function: ATP:ADP antiporter activity. Gene Ontology annotation, cellular component: mitochondrial inner membrane. The record is from RefSeq and is a predicted model, not a curated record. NCBI's taxonomy places the organism in Eukaryota, Metazoa, Chordata, Actinopteri, Batrachoidiformes, Batrachoididae.
UAAUCGGCCAUUUCAUCGGUGCAGGCCAUCAGCCCUAGACGGCAGUGCGGGUUUCGUGUGUUCUGGUUACUUGAAAGGCACAUUAACAACAACUCGCGAUGAGUGAACAAGCGAUUUCGUUCGCCAAGGACUUUUUGGCUGGUGGUAUCUCCGCCGCCAUCUCCAAAACAGCCGUCGCUCCUAUCGAAAGAGUGAAACUUCUCCUUCAGGUCCAACAUGCGAGCAAGCAGAUGACCGCAGAUAAGCAUUACAAGGGCAUCAUCGAUUGUGUUGUCCGUAUCCCCAAAGAGCAGGGUGUCCUAUCUUUCUGGAGAGGUAACCUUGCCAAUGUCAUCAGAUAUUUCCCCACCCAGGCCCUCAACUUUGCCUUCAAGGACAAGUACAAGAAGAUCUUCCUUGAUGGAGUUGACAAGCGCACCCAGUUCUGGAGGUACUUUGCUGGUAACUUGGCAUCCGGCGGUGCAGCAGGAGCCACCUCUCUGUGUUUCGUGUAUCCUCUCGACUUUGCCCGAACACGUCUUGCAGCUGAUGUUGGAAAGGCAGGACCUGACAGAGAGUUUAAGGGUCUGGGUGACUGCCUGGUGAAGAUCUUCAGGUCUGAUGGUCUGCGGGGUUUGUACCAGGGCUUCAAUGUUUCUGUGCAGGGCAUCAUCAUCUACAGGGCUGCAUACUUUGGCAUGUAUGACACAGCUAAGGGAAUGCUUCCAGAUCCCAAGAACACCCACAUAUUGAUUAGCUGGAUGAUUGCACAGACUGUAACAGCUAUUGCUGGCCUGACUUCAUACCCCUUUGACACUGUCCGUCGACGUAUGAUGAUGCAGUCCGGACGCAAACAGGCCGACAUCAUGUACAGCGGGACCAUUGACUGCUGGCGCAAAAUUUUACGCGACGAGGGUGGAAAGGCUUUCUUCAAAGGUGCCUGGUCCAACGUGCUCAGAGGCAUGGGAGGUGCUUUUGUGCUGGUGCUGUAUGAUGAGAUGAAGAAAUUCAUCUAAUUCCGCCUGUUGUCACGUCACUGUCCGAUUAGGCUUAUUGUAUUAACUUUCCGUUUUUUUUGUUUUUUUUAUUGACUGUGCAUUCUGCCUUAUUUAUGGGAACAAAACUACAGGACCAGUCGCUCUGUCACCUAGCUGAAGUUUGGAUAGUGUUUGGCUAAACAGACUUUUUGAGAGUUUAACCACCACACUGCUGUUAAUUUUGAUGUGAUGGCCUUGUCAGAACAAGGUUUAUCUUGACUGCUGUUAGACUGUAGUUAAGCCAGAUGAUACUUUAGUGUUCAACAACAAUCUUGACCAUGUUGUUUGACACUAACUGGUUAGCAACAGGGAUCUGAGACACAAUACAAAGAAAUGGAGUACUUAAAAACAUUCACUGAGGAAAUAUGAAAUGACAAUGUUUUGUGUUUUGUUUUGUUUUUUGCACUUUGAAAGGUUUUAACUGUAAGUUUGUGUUAUGAUCAGAGUUGUAGGAAUCUGAAUUUCAGCAGUAUGUAGACUUUAAGCUGCAGCUGGACCCCUUCUGAAAGUGUCCUCAUGGGUUUAAUUUCUAAUAAAUAGGGCAGUAGUUCAGAAUAAACCCCUGGUACAGUUUAACCCAUAGUUUCUGUCAACCAAGUGUUGUCUUAAGAUGCUGUGUAAGCAGCAUCUGAGGUUGAUGCUGUGUUCUCUAGAAAUCAUCUGAAAGCCACUAGAGGUCAGUUUCCCAUGGAUAAGGCUAAAAUGCAUGACAUGCUUGAAAAUUUGACUUCUGUAACUCUGAUCAUUUUUAAAUUCCUGUUUUAGUGGUGUGACAUAGCAAGGCAAUUGUUCAUUUUGUGAUAAAGGCAUGGAAUUUGGCACACAUUCUAAAUUAGCUGUUUAUUUGCAGAUAUGGAGCCAUCCUGGAGCUGAGCUCUGAGUUGCAGGGGUCAGUAAAUAAUUACACAGGGGUCAAAAUUUAAAAAUGCUCCAAUCAUGUUGAAAAUUAUACAUUUGUCUGAUCAUAACUAUUCUAAAAAGGUAUAGUUUGGACUGUCAGAUUGAAUGUUAUGUGGUAAAAAUUAUAAAGUUCAGUUUGUACAGGGGUGAAAAGUUAAAGUUGCUCCAAUUUUGAUAUAAAGUGAGUGGUUGAAAUAAAAAAAAUUAGUAAAUGGAAUGGUUUUGACUAUGUUGAAUGUUUGGUCUCCAAAGUAAAGGUAAAACAAGGUCAACAUAUAUUGGUUUCUAUGAUAUGUUACCUUGUAACAUAAGUAAGCAUGACAGAUGGUGCAAACUAUUCCUUUCUAAAAUGCUAUUAACCAAUAAUUUGCAUAAUUUUUUACCGAAAUUGGAGCAACUUUAACUUUAGAUCCGUGUACAAAGUGAAGCUGACCUUUGUCACCGUCUUUGCUGUUUUUACCCCAUAACUCCAUGAAAUUCAGUCAUAGAUGGUUCAGACUAUAUGUUUUUGGAAUUAUGAUCAGACAAAAAUGUGGUUUAGUUUAAUAUGAAUGGAGCUUUUUAAAAUUUUUACCCCUGUAGCUAAUUAGAGGUCAGCUCCAGGGUGGCUCCAUAUCUGAAAAUACACAAUUAAUUUAGAAUGUGUACCAAAUUCCAUGCUUUUAUCACAAUGUACAAUUUUAUGGAAAUUUUAGCUAAGCUGCACCACUGUUUUUCAGCAUUCCAAAGGUAGUGUUAUUGCACCUCUGAAUCAGAUUUGUCACUUUAUUGUAACUGUAUGCAUGCAGUCACCACUGUGUGAGAUCCAUCAGAUGUGGUUGUCUGUAACAUCUGCUUUAGCUACACAUGGACUAAACCUGUGCUCCUCUGAACACUCAUCACUGGUUAAAACAGACUUGUGUCGUUUAAACUCCGGGUAGAAAUUUUAGCUUUGCUAUACGACAGGGCGACUGCUCCAUCGGGUAUGAGAUCAUGUGAAAAGACAGAUUUGAAGCAGUCUCAAAAUCGAAACCACAGCUUUGUAAGCGGCACGUCACCAGCCCUGUAGUGUCAGGAUGUAGUGCUGGGCGGUGGCUGCAUGUUGUGCAUAAUUUUUUUUUUUCCUGUUUUUUAAAACGUUCCACAUCCUCUUCACGAAUGUCAUUCCUGUUAAGAGAAACCUGAUACCUCUUUUUCAUCCACUAGGUUUGUAUGGUUCCAAGUUGAAUAAACUUAUCCUGGGGAACAAAUG